Molecule: messenger RNA, 1306 nt
Organism: Belonocnema kinseyi
Lineage: Eukaryota; Metazoa; Arthropoda; Insecta; Hymenoptera; Cynipidae
Gene: Jhbp16
Exons: 4
Coding region: 210-959 (249 amino acids)
Source: RefSeq, a predicted model, not a curated record
GCUUCGCGCAAAGCAAGUAGCGCGACUUCAGUCGCCCAUACGGAAACCUGCAUUAACAGGUAACUUUACCUCUAGAUGCAUCGUUGAGAGUGAAAGUUUAAACAGUGAUUGUGACGUACUCCUGAACUCGAUAUCGUACGUUACGGGUUUCAUCGUAUCCGCGCCGACUCUAGCCCCAAGGAAAGUUUCAUAAUUGCUGUAACCGAAAAAUGAUUUCUCUGCAACUUUUUGGAUUGUUUCUGUUUCUUUUUGGCAGAUCUCUCGCUGCAGAAUUUGCGGAUCAUUUCAAAAAUUGCCAUCCGACUAUUUCUGGAUUUGAUGCCUGCGUACGAGAAGGACUGAAUGCAAUUCGUCCUUUCUUUAAAACGGGACUAGCGAAAUACAAUUUGGAACCCUUUGACCCGUUUUAUGCAAAAGAAAUAUCGGUUAGAAGAGGUGCACCGAGCGUAGGAUUCACAUUAACUCUAAGAAACAUAACCGAAAGUGGCUGGUCAGCAAGCAAAGUCACCAAAUUCGUCAGUGAUUUGUCAAAUUACAAGGUGGUUUACACGCAGCAUUUUCCGGAGAAAGCGCUAGCCGGUGACUACGAGUUUUCUGGGUCUUUUUUUGGCAGAAAAAUGAAUAACAAGGGAAAAUUUACACUUAUUCUAUAUAAUCUUGUGCAGACAACAACUGUAACUAGAAUCCCAAAUUCAAAAGUGCAAGUGAAGGUUUAUGUGCUAUCUAUAGGGAAUUUGAAACUGCACAUAACAAAUUUACUUCAAGGAAGAGACUUUUUAGAGACUGUUUUGGAUAGGAUCAUCAACGGAGCUUGGCAACCUGGAUUCGCUAUUACGAGGCCGUUGAUCAAUGAAUUAGUAUCAACAGCAUUUACGGAUAUCUUUGGAAGGGCCUUUCAAAACUUUCCUUUUGAAGAAAUUAUUAAACUUAAACCUGUCAAUAGCAUUAAAAACACAUAAAACUGUAUAAUUCUUUAAUAAAAUGUUUGUCAAGGCUGUGGAGAAAAAUAACACAUUAUUUACUUUUCCGAUAAUGCUUGUGGACAAAUCCAAGGAGGCAUAAAGUAUUUGUGCAAUGUACAUACAGUAUGACAUAUGAGAUAAAGAAAUUAAGCCUUCUUUAGACAGAGGAUCAAUAUUUGUAAGUUUUGUAUAUAAUAAGAAAACAUUAAAGGUGGUAUGAUAAACUUUUCUAAAAGUAAUCAUAAUUUUCACGACAUUUGAAACUCACGCCCAUGUCAGGAUUACUUUAUCUACGUUAUUGGCUUUAAAUAACGUGCAGCUUCUGUGGGCAAACAAGUUUUGGC